UGUUCAAUGCAAGACCGGAGCAAGAAGAAGCAUUUGUUUACAUUUUUAUUUCACACCAUUUCCAAAACUUGUGUAAACAAUUAUGACAACCGGCGGCGAAGCUGAGGGAGAGGAUGAACUACCUGUAGAGCUUACAGACAUCUUCAAAUCCCUGGCUGAAAACGAGAAAAUCGUCUUCAAAUCGCAGCAGAUUGAUGAUCCGGAAAUUCCAAUUGUGGAGAAGCAAAAAAUUGCUCGGGAAUCAUUUAAAAAGAACCGAGAAACAUUUCUUAUACGAUUUGGUGGCUUCCUUAGUGUCCGACAACUGAGUUCCUUCCAGGAACUGGCUGUUGGAGAGCCCCAUAAGCCGGAAGAAAGCCUUGAGGAGAUGUGCCUGCUUCUGGAGGAUUUCAAAAGAAAGCUAAGCACACGCGAGGUGUGCAUCAAGAACAGGAGAUACCAUGCCAUGCAGCAGCUGCUGGAGAAGGGUGAAUACUUCAGUGAACACGAGAUGAUGCAAAGGGCUCCGGAUCUCUACCAGGAACUGGUGGGUCAGUACCUAACCGAGGCGGAGAAGAAGGCGCGGGAUAGCUACGAUGUGAGGAACACCAGCUUCUCGGGCAUACUCAUGCACUCUUUGGAGAAGCAGCAGCGUGAUGAGUUGCUAGCGGAAACGCAACAGGAAAAAGUAGAGGAGGCAGUCGAGGAAAUCACCAGUGCUCCUGUUCCUCCUGCUCUUCCCGAAUUUGAAGUCCCUGUAGCCUGUCAGAAGCAAUGGGGCGCCUUUGAUGACGAUGAGCCCGUUGCCUGCUCCACUAGUCGAGUUGCUAAAGCUCGUCCGCCAGCGAAUAUAGCGCAGAUCUCAACCCCGGAGUUCUAUAAUCCCGGGGAGCGAGAACUCCUCCGACAUGAGUUCCUCAGCAUGAUGAAGGAACGAUUUUUGCAAGGCGAGGACAAGGACUUUGAUUAUACAGCCGUCGACGACAAUUCCCAGCUGGAUGAUCUCAAACAAAUUGAACAAGAUGAGGAGGAUGCCUACUUCGAGGACAGUGACGAAGAAGAGGAAUUGCCAGAGCAGGCUAACGAGUCAAAGGAAGCCGCCUCAAGCGAGGAGGACGAGCUGGAUAUUUAUAUGCGGCAUCUUAGCAAUCACCAUAGUUUACAAAAUUAAAGUUAUAUCUUAUAGAAAGCGUACAAACUUACAGUUUAAAUUGUAAGACCAGCUCUUAGAUAAAGCGUCAGAGAGGAAAUUGCAAAACUAGCACUUGCAGCAAAUAUAGUCUUUAAUCUUAAUCUAA
This is a messenger RNA of Drosophila serrata, 1277 nucleotides long. Its product is annotated as coiled-coil domain-containing protein 97. The record is from RefSeq and is a predicted model, not a curated record. Lineage: Eukaryota; Metazoa; Arthropoda; Insecta; Diptera; Drosophilidae.